GAAAGGCGUGUUAUUUUAACAAUGAUACCUCUCAUAGUCCUCGCGUGUCUCGUGUGCCCAAUAUGGGGGGCGGAGAUCCGAGUGGUGGAGCCACCCCUACGAGUUGAUCUGCAACCGCCGCAGGAAGCCCGAUUCUUGGAUCAGAGAUUCGUAUCAGAGAACUGGAUGCAAAUGCCCAUUGACCACUUUGACCCACAAAACAAUGCUACUUUUAAUAUGCGCUACAUGGUUAACGAACUAUACUUCGGCGAAGACGGUUCUCCCAUCUUCAUAAUGGUCGGUGGAGAAUGGGAUAUUUCACCAGCCUGGCUGUUAACGGGGAACAUGUUUGAGAUGGCUCGUGAAAACAAUGGCUGUAUGAUCUACACAGAGCAUCGAUACUAUGGACAAUCGUUGCCUUACGAAGUCUUCUCAACUUCAAACUUGAAAUUUCUCAACGUUGACCAAGCCUUGGCCGAUCUUGCAUACUUUAUAAACACGUACAAGAGGUCAUCGACACGUUUUGCCAAUAGCAAAGUGAUCUUGUACGGAGGCUCCUAUGCUGGCAACAUGGCUUUGUGGUUUAAGCAACGGUAUCCACACUUAGCUGUUGGCGUUGUUGCAUCCAGUGGACCAAUUAAAGGACAGGUUAAUUUUGAAGAUUAUUUGAACGUAGUCCACCGAGCAUUCUUGUCUGAAGGUGGCGAGGAAUGUAUAGCAGCGAUAAAACUAGGUAUAGAUGAUACAUUAAGAGCUAUGGAAACUGAGGGUGGGCGUCGCGAAUUGGAAUCAGCAUACAGGUUAUGUGCUCCACUUGAUUACGACAACCGGUUCGCACUGGGUUACUUCUCGGGCCUCAUCAGCUGGACGUUCUCCACAUCAGUGCAGCAAUCGAGACCUGGAACGCUAUUAAAUAUAUGUAAUAACUUUGCCACUAAUAUCUAUGGUGAAACGCCAAUGCAAAAAAUCGGUGGUUACAUUGCCGCGGUUAGAAAUUUAGGACCCGCUUGCUGGAUGAUAAACUACGAGACGUAUGUCAACAAUUACAUGGUUCCGCGUUCUAAUAGUCGUGCGUGGUACUACCAAACUUGCACAGAAUACGGCUACUACCAAACAGCUCCUAAUACCGGCACCGUCUUCGAUCAUUUGAAUUGGCUCAAUGUGGAAUUCUACGUCGAUAUGUGCAAAAGAGCAUUCGAUGAAAGAUUCAAUGAAUUAUUCGUUUACGACGCUGUUGAAAGAGUAAAUUUAGUUUUCGGCGGUUUAAGCCCAGAAGUCAACAAAACAAUUAACAUUCACGGAGAAUUGGACCCCUGGUUUGCUCUGGGUGUACACCGCGAUCUUCAAGAAGACUCACCUACUUACAGUGUACCAAGGGCUUCCCACUGCUUCGACAUGCAACCAUGGUUGCCAACAGAUACGAUUCUGAUGACGCGCGCGCAACAAGAUGCGCGAAGAUUGGUUGCCCAAUGGUUGUCUGAGAAUUAAUUUGUUUUCUAUUGUUUCUAGUGAUAUGUUUCUUCUGUAUUUAAGGUUUUAU
Messenger RNA from Hyposmocoma kahamanoa, 1519 nucleotides. Its product is annotated as putative serine protease K12H4.7. Gene Ontology annotation, biological process: proteolysis. Gene Ontology annotation, molecular function: serine-type exopeptidase activity; dipeptidyl-peptidase activity. The record is from RefSeq and is a predicted model, not a curated record. The coding region runs from base 22 to 1467 and encodes 481 amino acids. The transcript has 10 exons. Lineage: Eukaryota; Metazoa; Arthropoda; Insecta; Lepidoptera; Cosmopterigidae.